This is a messenger RNA of Cladocopium goreaui, 4173 nucleotides long. Lineage: Eukaryota; Dinophyceae; Suessiales; Symbiodiniaceae. The record is from the annotation of a GenBank genome assembly.
AUGAGGUCCAGUGUACCCACUGCAGUGGCACCUGGCGCGCUGCAACUGGAGAGACAUUCUGAAAAGACCGAGGCACCAGAAUUCAGUCCAGUCGAAGUCGCCAACGUUAUCAAAGUCAGCUUGAAACUUUCUGAGUUCUGCACAGUGGUUGUGGUUCUUUUCCUUGACCGUGUGGGCCGUGUUUACUGCGUUGGUUCUUUUGGAGGUGCCCAAUUUGUGUUUCCGAUUCGCUGCCUCAUGUCGGUCUCUGUGGAUAUUCCUGGACAUGGCAAUUUCGAUAUCAAACUGACUGCUUCGAGCACCGCUGCUGACAUUAUUUUAUUGCUACGAGAGCGUUUGCCAGACAGCCCAUGGCAUGGGAACAAGUUGCUGUCAAGUGGGGUCUGCCAGCUGCAGUGCGAUGACAUUGUGGAGGCAACCCACCACGGCACUUUGGUCUUGACAAACUACUCAGAGAUCACCAACCAGGAGGCUUUCUGCAUCAAAGAUACUGCAGAGCGAGGGAUCACUCGCGAGCAAUUGGCAAAGAUCGUUGUUUUCAUCUCCAAGAUGGCUGACAGAUGGCGCGACGGCUAUGCGAAAAAGGGCUGCAGCAUGGUUGAGAUCAUGGCGAUUCAAGUGCAGUCCAAGGUGGCAGUGGCACGUGGCACGCAACUGGAGAGACGUUCGCAGACCGAGGCAUCGGAAUGUCCAGUCGAAGUCAUCACAGGUAUCAAAGUCAUUUUCAUGAAAAACUCACUGCGGCGGCUCGAAUGCCCAGCACUGCGCAACGAGUUUCGAGAGUCGCCCCGGGUGCAGGUGGCAAGUGCUUCCAACCCCAACAGGUGCAUUUUGCCAGCAACUCUGCCAGAGGACGCCACGUCAGACCUCCCUGCAGUGGUCCUGGAAGAGUGUGGAUUCGCUGCCUCAAUGUCGGUCUCUGUGGAUAUUCCUGGACAUGGUUGCUUUGAUAUCAAACUGACUGCUUCGAUCACCGCUGCUGACAUUAUUUUACUGCUACGUGAGCGUUUGCCAGACAGCCCAUGGCAUGGGAACAAGUUGCUGUCAAGUGGGGUCUGCCAGCUACAGUGCGAUGACAUUGUGGAGGCAACCCACCACAGCACGUUGGUCUUGACAAACUACUCAGAGAUCACCAAUCAGGAGGCUUUCCGAAUUGAAGAUACUGCAGAGCGAGGGAUCACUCGCGAGCAAUUGGCAAAGAUCGUUGUUUUCAUCUCCAAGAUGGCUGACAGAUGGUGCGACGGCUAUGCGAAAAAGGGCUGCAGCAUGGUUGAGAUCAUGGCGAUUCAAGUGCAGAGACCUCAGUGGUUUGUGUCACAUGCUUGGAGCGAACCAGUGUGCAAGUUUCUGGCCUGCUUGGAGCAGCAUGCUCUGGUGCGAGAAUUGUCAAGCAGUACGUUCUAUUGGGUCUGUGCUUAUGCCAACAACCAACACUCUGUGGAUGAAGACAUCAAAAAAAACCCGCGCAGCACAUCUUUCUACAGGGCCAUGCAGAUGUCUGAGGGAGUUCUCUUGGUGCUGGAUUCGGCUGGAAGGUCCAAGGUGGCAGUGGCACGUGGCGCGCAACUGGAGAGACGUUCGCACACCGAGGCAUCGGAAUGUCCAGUCGAAGUCAUCACAGGUAUCAAAGUCUUCAGUCGAAGUCUUCAUGAAAAACUCACUGCGGCAGCUGGUCGAAUGCCCAGCACUACGCGUUUGACGAGUUUCGAGAGUCGUGGGGUGAGGAGUUCUGCAAUAAAGUGGUUGUGGUUCUUUUCCUUGACGGUGUGGGCCGUGUUUACUGCGUUGGUUCUUUUGGAGGUGCUGCCCAAUUUGAUUCGCUGCCUCAUGUCGGACUCUGUGGAUAUUCCUGGACAUGGUCACUUUGAUAUCAAACUGACUGCUUCGAGCACCGCUGCUGACAUUAUUUUACUGCUACGUGAGCGUUUGCCAGACAGCCCAUGGCAUGGGAACAAGUUGCUGUCAAGUGGGGUCUGCCAGCUACAGUGCGAUGACAUUGUGGAGGCAACCCGCCACAGCACUUUAGUCUUGACAAACUACUCAGAGAUCACCAACCAGGAGGCUUUCUGCAUCAAAGAUACUGCAGAGCGAGGGAUCACUCGCGAGCAAUUGGCAAAGAUCGUCGUUUUCAUCUCCAAGAUGGCUGACAGAUGGUGCGACGGCUAUGCGAAAAAGGGCUGCAGCAUGGUAGAGCUCAUGGCGAUUCAAGUGCAGAGACCUCAUUGGUUUGUGUCACAUGCUUGGAUCGAGCCUGUUUGUAAGUUUCUGGCCUGCUUGGAGCAGCAUGCUCUGGUGCGAGAACUCUCAAGCAGUACAUUCUAUUGGGUCUGUGCAUAUGCCAAUAACCAGCACUGCGUGGAAGAGGAUAUCAAAAGCAACCCGCGCAGCACUUCAUUCUACAGAGCUAUGCAGAUGUCUGAGGGAGUUCUUUUGGUGCUGGAUUCAGCUGGAACGUCCAGUGUACCCGCUGCAGUAGCACCUGGCGCGCUGCAACUGGAGAGACGUGCUGAAAAGACCGAGGCACCAGAAUUCAGUCUAGUCGAAGUCGCCAACGUUAUCAAAGAAAAACUCACUGCAGCGGCUCGAAUGCCCAGCACUGCGCGAUUGACGAGUUUCGAGAGUCGUGGGGUGAGGCCCCCGGUGCAGGUGGCAAGUGCUUCCAACCCCCACAGGAGUUCUGCAAAGUGGUUGUGGUUCUUUUCCUUGACCGUGUGGGCCGUGUUUACUGCGUUGGUUCUUUUGGAGGUGCUGCCCAAUUUGAUUCGCUGCCUCAUGUCGGUCUCUGUGGAUAUCCCUGGACAUGGUCAUUUUGAUAUCAAACUGACUGCUUCGAGCACCGCUGCUGACAUUAUUUUACUGCUACGUGAGCGUUUGCCAGACAGCCCAUGGCAUGGGAACAAGUUGCUGUCAAGUGGGGUCUGCCAGCUACAGUGCGAUGACAUUGUGGAGGCUACCCGCCACAGCACUUUAGUCUUGACAAACUACUCAGAGAUCACCAACCAGGAGCCUUUCUGCAUCGAAGAUACUGCAGAGCGAGGGAUCACGCGCGAGCAAUUGGCGAAGAUCGAGCCUGUUUGUAAGUUUCUGGCCUGCUUGGAGCAGCAUGCUCUGGUGCGAGAACUCUCAAGCAGUACAUUCUAUUGGGUCUGUGCAUAUGCCAAUAACCAGCACUGCGUGGAAGAGGAUAUCAAAAGCAACCCGCGCAGCACUUCAUUCUACAGAGCUAUGCAGAUGUCUGAGGGAGUUCUUUUGGUGUCUGAGGGAUGUUUGAGCUAUGCAGAUGCAGAUGAUCCAGGAUAUUGCAGACGAGGGCUGCUACAGUUUUGGUUGGCGGCUGCUGCAGACGUGGCAGCAGGUGAGCUCGGUUCUUGCUAUUGGAUGAUGAGGCGCUUCCAUGGCAUGGCACGCUGCGUGCACUUGACGGCUGCUCUUCUUCAGGCAACUUCUGCUUUGGCGGAAGUAUGGUUUGGCGAUGCCUGUGCACUGUACCUAGUACAGCAUGUUGGUGGAUCAGUUGCUCACACUGAUCAUGACCUGGCCUUUGGCUACGUCUCCAGCGCCUAUGGCGCCCGAAAGUUGCCUCCAGCGCUGUUACUCGGCACACUGAGUUGGACUAGGCGAAAUGCGGGGCUGCCAAGUUGGACAGCGAGGCAGGACGUGGAGCUGGACGCCACCUCGUUGUCGCACUAUGUUGGAACAGAGUUGUUAGAAGGAUCCUUUAGGAUUCGCUGCCUCAUGUCGGUCUCUGUGGAUAUUCCUGGACAUGGUUACUUUGAUAUCAAACUGACUGCUUCGAGAACCGCUGCUGACAUUAUUUUAUUGCUACGAGAGCGUUUGCCAGACAGCCCAUGGCAUGGGAACAAGUUGCUGUCAAGUGGGGUCUGCCAGCUGCAGUGCGAUGACAUUGUGGAGGCAACCCACCACGGCACUUUGGUCUUGACAAACUACUCAGAGAUCACCAACCAGGAGGCUUUCUGCAUCAAAGAUACUGCAGAGCGAGGGAUCACUCGCGAGCAAUUGGCAAAGAUCGUUGUUUUCAUCUCCAAGAUGGCUGACAGAUGGUGCGAAACGUUCGGAGAACAGCGUGGGACAAGGCUGCAGUUUGAGACCUUCAACUUGUAUCAAGCGAAUCAUUGGAUCAUCAAACCAGCCACCGAAGCCUGGAUUUGUUGA